Messenger RNA from Sphenostylis stenocarpa, 1719 nucleotides. The record is from the annotation of a GenBank genome assembly. Lineage: Eukaryota; Viridiplantae; Streptophyta; Magnoliopsida; Fabales; Fabaceae.
AUGGCCGCUUCUGGCUAUAUAUCUGCUGCCAACUUGAAUUGCCUUGUUGGCGCCAGAAACCUGUUCAAUCCCAAACUGGGUUCCGCAGAUGCCACAAUUUCGUUAUCGUUUGGUGGGAGCGACUCUAUGGGUUUUAGUGUUCGACCCGCGUCAGUUCGUGCUCCUAAGAGGAAUCAUUUCUCUCCUUUGCGCGUCGUUUGCGUAGAUUAUCCACGACCGGAGCUUGAAAGCACGGUUAAUUUUAUUGAAGCCGCGUACUUGUCUUCCACCUUUCGUGCUUCCCCGCGUCCACUACAACCCUUGAAGAUCGUUAUUGCCGGUGCAGGAUUGGCUGGUUUAUCAACUGCAAAAUAUUUGGCUGAUGCUGGGCAUAAGCCUAUAUUACUGGAAUCAAGAGAUGUUCUUGGUGGAAAGGUUGCAGCGUGGAAAGAUGAGGAUGGAGACUGGUAUGAGACAGGUCUACACAUAUUCUUUGGGGCUUACCCUAAUUUGCAGAACCUAUUCGGAGAACUUGGCAUUAAUGAUCGUUUACAAUGGAAGGAGCAUUCCAUGAUCUUUGCUAUGCCAAGUAAGCCUGGCGAGUUUAGUCGAUUUGAUUUUCCUGAAGUGCUUCCUGCCCCAUUAAAUGGAAUAUGGGCAAUAUUGAGGAACAAUGAGAUGCUGACAUGGCCAGAGAAAGUCAAAUUUGCAAUUGGGCUUCUGCCAGCUAUGCUUGGUGGACAGGCAUAUGUUGAGGCCCAAGAUGGUCUUUCUGUUAAAGAAUGGAUGAUAAAGCAGGGUGUACCUGAACGAGUAACUGACGAGGUAUUCAUAGCAAUGUCAAAGGCACUAAACUUCAUCAAUCCUGAUGAACUUUCAAUGCAAUGUAUAUUGAUUGCUUUAAACCGAUUUCUUCAGGAAAAAAAUGGUUCUAAGAUGGCAUUUUUGGAUGGCAACCCCCCUGAAAGACUUUGUAUGCCGAUAGUAGAUCAUAUUCAGUCCUUGGGUGGGGAAGUUCAUCUCAAUUCACGCAUCCAAAAAAUUGAGCUAAAUGACGAUGGAACAGUGAAGAGCUUCAUACUAAAUAAUGGGAAGGUGAUCGAAGGGGAUGCUUAUGUGUUUGCAACUCCGGUGGAUAUUCUGAAGCUUCUUCUACCUGACAACUGGAAAGGGAUUCCGUAUUUUCAGAGAUUGGAUAAAUUAGUUGGAGUCCCGGUCAUAAAUGUUCACAUAUGGUUUGACAGAAAACUGAAGAAUACAUAUGAUCAUCUUCUCUUUAGCAGAAGUCCCCUUCUGAGUGUGUAUGCUGACAUGUCAGUAACGUGCAAGGAAUAUUAUGACCCAAACCAGUCUAUGUUAGAGUUGGUUUUUGCACCGGCCGAAGAAUGGAUUUCACGUAGUGAUGAAGAUAUCAUUGAAGCCACAAUGUCCGAGCUUGCCAAACUCUUUCCUGAUGAAAUUUCUGCAGACCAAAGCAAAGCAAAGAUUGUCAAGUACCAUGUUGUUAAAACACCAAGGUCGGUUUACAAAACUGUUCCAAAUUGUGAACCUUGCCGUCCGUUACAAAGAUCUCCGAUUGAAGGUUUCUACUUAGCUGGAGAUUACACAAAACAAAAAUAUUUAGCUUCAAUGGAAGGUGCUGUUCUUUCAGGGAAGCUUUGUGCACAAGCUAUUGUACAGGAUUGUGAGAUACUUGCUGGUCGGGGCCAGAAAAGAAUGGCUAAAGCGAGUGUUGUUUAA